This is a messenger RNA of Caenorhabditis remanei, 2280 nucleotides long. RefSeq lists its product as uncharacterized. The coding region runs from base 1 to 2280 and encodes 759 amino acids. NCBI's taxonomy places the organism in Eukaryota, Metazoa, Nematoda, Chromadorea, Rhabditida, Rhabditidae. The record is from RefSeq and is a predicted model, not a curated record. Gene Ontology annotation, biological process: DNA replication; DNA replication initiation; double-strand break repair via break-induced replication. Gene Ontology annotation, molecular function: DNA replication origin binding; single-stranded DNA helicase activity; single-stranded DNA binding. Gene Ontology annotation, cellular component: MCM complex; nucleus. The transcript has 6 exons.
AUGUCGAACCUCGACAACCCCGGAAUCUAUUACCAGGAGCGUUUCUUCGCCAACGACGGUGUGCCAGACACUGGAAAAGAGUUGAUCGCCGAAUAUCGUCAGUUGAUUACUCAGUUCCGCAACUUUAUUCGAGAUUUCUCGACCGGAGGAUUCGGAAUGAUUUACAGAGAUCAACUGAAACGCAACUACUUCAGUCACGAGUACCGUCUCGAAAUCAAUAUGAAUCAUUUGAAGAAUUUCGAUGAGGAUAUCGAAAUGAAACUCCGAAAAUUCCCGGGAAAAGUGAUGCCAGCAUUGGAGGAGGCUGCGAAGAUUGUGGCGGAUGAGAUUACUGCUCCACGACCAAAAGACGAAGAGAAAUUGCAUGAUAUUCAAGUUAUGUUGACACUUGAUGAGUAUCCAACAUCACUUCGUCAAGUUAAAUCUGCUCAAGUCUCGCAUAUUGUCAAGAUUUCCGGAAUUAUUGUCGCUGCUGCUCAGGUUCGCUCCAAAGCCACCAAAGUGACACUCCAAUGUCGUCAAUGUAAGCACACCAUUCCAGAUGUUGUCAUCAAGCCAGGAUUGGAGGGAUUCUCCCUGCCAAGAACUUGUGCUGCCCCACAACAAGGACAAAUGCAACGUUGCCCAAUCGACCCAUACGUUAUGCUUCCCGAUAAGUGUGAAUGUGUCGACUAUCAGACUCUGAAGCUCCAGGAGAAUCCAGAAGACGUGCCACACGGAGAGAUGCCACGUCAUCUCCAACUCUUCGCCGAGAGAUAUUUGACAGACAAAGUGGUUCCGGGUAAUCGUGUCACUAUUGUCGGUGUCUAUUCGAUUAAGAAAUUGGUACAACGAAAAGGAGGAGACAAGACACUUCAAGGAAUUCGAUCGCCGUAUUUAAGAGUAUUGGGUAUCCAAGUGGAGACUUCCGGCCCCGGAAGAACUAAUUUCACCAUUUUCACACCGGAAGAAGAGAGAAUGUUCAAGACAUUGGCACAGAGAAAAGAUGCAUUCGAACUCAUCGCCAAAUCUAUCGCCCCCUCAAUCUACGGUUCUGCUGAUAUCAAGAAAUCGAUUGCCUGUCUUCUGUUCGGUGGAUCUAGAAAGAAACUUCCAGAUGGAAUCACCCGACGUGGAGAUAUCAACGUUCUCCUUCUCGGAGAUCCAGGAACUGCAAAGUCUCAGUUGCUGAAAUUCGUAGAACAAGUUGCACCGAUUGGAGUGUACACUUCUGGAAAGGGAUCAUCAGCUGCUGGUCUCACUGCAUCCGUCAUUCGUGAUCCACAAUCCCGUUCGUUCAUUAUGGAGGGUGGAGCUAUGGUGUUGGCUGAUGGAGGAGUCGUUUGUAUUGAUGAGUUUGAUAAAAUGAGAGAAGAUGAUCGAGUGGCGAUUCACGAGGCUAUGGAACAACAGACUAUCUCUAUUGCUAAGGCUGGAAUCACUACUACAUUGAACUCUCGUUGCUCGGUGCUCGCGGCGGCUAACUCGGUUUACGGACGAUGGGAUGAGUCGAGAGGAGAUGAUAAUAUUGAUUUCAUGCCGACGAUUCUGUCACGUUUCGAUAUGAUCUAUAUUGUCAAGGAUACUCAUGAUGUUAACAGAGAUUCGACCCUCGCCAAGCACGUCAUCGAAGUGCACGUCAACGCGUCCGCCGCCAAAGAACGUGACAAUGCAGGAGUACCAAAAGCACCGGCAGUGGAUUCAGAUGGUGCAAUGACAAUGUUCGAUACUGAUGGUUACUUGACCAUCGAAUUCCUCAAGAAGUUUGUGACCUACGCUCGUUUGAAUUGUGGACCACGCCUGACGCCACAAGCCUCCGAGAAGUUGGUUAAUCAUUAUGUGAAAAUGAGAAAUCCAGUGGUUAAUGCAGAUGCUUUUAAAUCCGGAAAGAAGGCUCACCACUCAGCCAUCCCCAUCACUGUCCGUCAACUCGAAGCCAUCGUUCGUAUCGCUGAAAGUCUCGCCAAGAUGGAACUUCAACAGUUUGCCACCGACAAACACGUCGAGGAGGCUCUCCGUUUGUUCCGCGUCUCCACAAUCGAAGCGGCCGCCACUGGAAAUCUGGCAGGAGUCGAAGGAUUCACAUCGAACGCCGAUCAAGAGGCACUGAAUCGUAUCGAGGUGCAAAUGAAGAAGAGAUUCGCCAUCGGAACACACGUCUCCGAGCACUUGAUCGUUCAGGACUUUGUUUCUCGACAACAUUAUAAGGAGUCACUCGUCAAGAAAGUUAUCGAUAAUCUCGUUCGUCGUGGUGAUCUUCAGCAGAAAAUGCAGAGAAAAAUGCUCUAUCGUGUGCGAUAA